AUGGACUUUGACUUCCCGCUGAUCCCAUUGCUGCCAUUGCCCAUCACCCUCGUCCCCGCCUCAACAUUCGCAGCCCUCGAGAACAGUCAUCACGGCCCGCAGUUCCAGCCCGGUUUCGUCUCCUCCGUCUCCAUCGGCAUCUCCUCCAGGAACACCAAUGGCAAUAGCAACAACAGCUAUGUCAACAACUCGGCAAGCUCAUCCUUCUCCUCGUCGUCCAUCACCAGCAGCAGUUAUGACCACCCAAGCAACUACCCUGGUUACGCCACCAACGGCAGUAACACAAGUGCUUCGUCACACCUGUCGGAUCAGGAGCGCCUUGGAGCUAUCGUUGAUGCUCUUGGAGAAGCCUCUGCCAAGGCUCAAGAGUUGCCGACUUCGAUUACACAGCGAUUGAGGCUGGCAAAGAACCCAACACAGCGUGUGUACAUCCUGAGGACAGGACUCGACAGUGGCGAGGACCAAUGGCUGGACCAACUCGAGAUCGGAUCGCCUCUGAUGCAAGAGUCUAUCCGCAAGAGCAUCGUCGACAGGAACGGAUCCAUGUCAUCAUCAGCAUCUGGAAACAACAAUUACAGCAAUGGAACCUAUAGGAGGACCAGCAGCAACCCCGAUCUGUCGCCCCUGUCGUCUAGUCCGACUUUGUCGUCUCAACAGGAAGAGGAGUCUUCGCAGAGAAGGAGUCCGAGGACCCGGAGCGAGGAGAAGGGAGUCUAUGUCGCAGGAAUGCUAAAAAUGGGCGAAAAAAAGCUAUUCAUCGUGGACAAAUCGGGAACAUUGCAUGAGCAGGAAGUUUGUUGUGUGCUAGACUUUUAUGUCGACAAGUCCUGCCAGCGUCGCGGAUUCGGCAAACUACUCUUUGACUACAUGCUCAAGGUGGAGGAUAUUGACCCUUGUCAGAUCGCAUACGACCGUCCAAGCCCCAAAUUAUACCAGUUCCUGAACAAGCACUUCCAGCUGGAACGGCAUCUCCCACAACCAAACCAAUUUGCGGUAUUUGAGGGCUUCAAUCUGCUCGAUGUCGGGGAGACCAUCAAGGUUGAUGACGAUACCUUCCUCGCUACUUCUGGAAGGAGUUCUCUGACGGGGACGAAUCAGCAAUCGCAAUCGUCUGUCCAACAGCAGCAACAACAAGAACAUUCUCAACAGCAGCAAGAACGACAGGAACGGCGACAGCAGCAGCAUCAGGCGAAUACCACUACUUCUUAUAUACCCAGCCAUGCUUACCCUGCUACUUCCAAAGCGCUGCAGUCGUCUGUUGUCUUUGGCUGUGGAUACGCACAAGAUCAUCAACCGUAUAGUACUACAACCGCAGACGCAACACAACCACCGCCGCCACAGAAACAACAAGAGCAACAACAAAAACCAAACAGGAGGAUAUCUUCAGCGUUCACGUCGUCCAUCAACCUGUCCAGUCCUUCAACGCCGCCCUCACACCACUCGUCGGCGUCAAAUCAUCAGGGAUCCGUCAAUGGUACUGGCAGGAUAUCUCGGCUCCUGGCCUCGUCCAUCGUUUUUACCGACCCUACUGGCGGCAACGCUUGA
Messenger RNA from Linnemannia hyalina, 1545 nucleotides. NCBI's taxonomy places the organism in Eukaryota, Fungi, Mortierellomycota, Mortierellomycetes, Mortierellales, Mortierellaceae. The record is from the annotation of a GenBank genome assembly.